AUGAAAUUUCUGGAUGAAUGUGAUGAAGAAUUAUUAUUAGAUCUACCUGAAAAAUUAGAUAAACAUAUAGCAAAAGAUGAAAUAACGAAUAAAACAUUAGAAAGAGUUCUAUUUAAUGAUUACCCUAUAAUACAUGUUAUUCCAUUAAGUAGAAGAAUUGCUAUUAUAUUGUAUAAAUUUACUGGGAAAAAAAUACAUAAGAUUGCUGUUCAUUCUAUAUAUUAUACUUUAGUUAUUAUUUUAACACAUAAAUGCAAUUCAAAUUUAUGCCGCAAAUAUACAGAGUUGAAUAAUGUAGAAUUUCUUACUAUAGUGGUUAUAUGCUUAUCACAAAUAUUAUAUAAUAUUGGAAAAUUUGAUUUUUUAAAAAAAUAUGAGACUCCUGAAGUGAGAGAAAAAGAAUUAGCCAAGAAAAAAAAAUGGGAAAUUAAGAAAAAGAGAGAACAGAAUAUGAUAAAUAAUAUUAAUAAUAAAAAUGUAAGAAAAAGAUUAUGUAAGAAAUAUAUACUUUAUGAUGUGUUAUAUUCAUUAUUUCAAUUAUUUUGUAUUAUUAUUAUUGUGUUAGACUUGAUUAAAAGUACUGUGGUAUAUGAGACGCAAGAAAUAGCAUCUGCUGCCUAUAUCCCUGUUCGUAUUUUUAUAGAAGAUCGUAGAAAUUCCCAGGAUACGAAGAAAGCAUUUGGUAGUAUUUUGAUGAUUUUAGAUAUACCAAAGGUAUUUUUAUAUAUUUAUUUCACAUUUUUAUUAUCAUUAUCAUUUAUAAUUAUGGCAUCCAUUAUAUACAUAAUGAUAAAAGUUGUAAAAUAUGAACAUUUAAAAGAAAGGAAAACUAAAAUGAAUUUUAUAGAAUAUUGA
Molecule: messenger RNA, 855 nt
Organism: Plasmodium gonderi
Lineage: Eukaryota; Apicomplexa; Aconoidasida; Haemosporida; Plasmodiidae
Product: variable surface protein
Exons: 2
Coding region: 1-855 (284 amino acids)
Source: RefSeq, a predicted model, not a curated record